AUAUCAUCAGUCAAGUCUAGAUUACAUUCCCGUCCAGGAUCUUAGGCGACAACUUUGACAAGCCGGCUAAAACUGAAGUCUUUGAACUCAAGUCUUGCGAUCGAUGAAUAAUGUCAUCAGUUGUGAAUAGCGUCGCUCAUGCUACGGCCAGUCGGGUGUUUUAUCUCACAGUUUUCCGACGGAACACAAGUCGACGCAAAGCUGACUAUCAAUUGGUCAAAUAUUUGCUAUUUACUCCCCGAAUUAACCAAAAGUAUUUGACUAGAAGCCUCUUUUUCUGAGCUGUUUGGUGCAUUGGGCUUCUUUCCAGCCAUUUAAAUGGGCCCGUACAAUUUGGUGUGAGUGAGUGAGUGAGUGAGUGGGACGUUUCCGUGUCGUAGCAGUCAAAGUUUCAAAGUGAAGAACCCAUUCAAGUAUUCAACGAGGCUUUGAGCACCAGACGGAAGCGCGACGAAGGAGACCCUUUUUUAGUGGUUUGCAAAUGCAUUCAACAGUUGGGUGUUCGUGGACGAACACGCAGUCGUGAUCCAGUCCUCAAGAGAGCAAACCCGUAAAAAAAGCAUUGACAGAGUUGCAAUUCACGGAACAAGAUAUCGAACAACUUUUCAUUGCCGGUGUCGUCAGUCAGUGGUGGUGACAAAAUUCAAGCCGCGACAAAAUGCCCAUUUGACUCAGAAUGGAUCGCAUCAUAGGUUGGCCAUCGUAUUGGCUCCUAUCAUGGGUCAUUUUUAUUCUUAUGCAAGAGACUGGCAGCGAGUUCCGGACUUGGAAAUAUGACAGACAGCCCAACAUAUCUCACAGACAGAUGUCGUUAUCUCAAAUUCGAACGGAUCGACCUCAGAUCCAGAGACUCAUCGUCCGUAUUCACAACCAUUUUCGAUCAAGAGUGGAUCCGACAGCCUCUAAUAUGUUGGAAAUGAGUUGGGACGAUGAAGCCGCUCAAGAUGCGGAGCGAUGGUCCAACGAAUGUUUAGUGCUUCAGCACGACAACACAACCGGUCGAUGGGUGGACAAAUUUGGAUCUUGUGGUCAGAACAUUUUCAUUUCGUCAGAAUUGGUACCUUGGCUAUUCGCCGUGGAAACUUGGUGGUUGGAAAAAGACCUUUUCCAAUAUGGAAACGAUUCUAAUAACCUUCAUGCAAUUGGCCAUUACACUCAAUUGGUGUGGGCCAGCACUCAUCGUGUUGGUUGUGGUGUGAAUCAAUGUACCAUGGUGGAAAAAGAUAAAAAUGGAAAAGUUCUCACUAGAAAUAAGAAAUACUUCCUCUAUGUUUGCAACUAUUGUCCAAUAGGAAAUUUCAUGGACCGUCUCGGAUUGCCUUACCAGAAAGGCACUCCUUGUUCCAGUUGCAAGUCCCACUGUAAUAAUCUCAACAAUCAUAUGGGGAGAGCGAAGAGCUUGGAAACCGAUAUGAGGAACAAGAAUAUUAGGCAUGGUCGUGGGGCCAAAUCUUUCCACCGUGUUGGACAAACCAAAGCGUCAAAGGCUAAGUACAACAUGAGAAAGAACCGUAGAUCGAGCUCGUGGAGACGGCAUCGUCGAAGAAGAGGCCGGUCAAGCUCUGGAAACCGAAUUUUAAGAGGCCGAUUUAAGUCCAAAAAAUCCCGGGUUCGUCGGAGAAGACAUAAAAAAUAUGCGAGUAAGCAUCGCUCUCCCAUUGCCAUUCCAAGACACGAGGAGCAUCCUCCCUUUUCGAGCGUGACUGGAAAAAAAUCGGAUUCUGAAUCUCCCCAAGGCUUGUGUACCAACUCAUGUCCAGUAGCAGACCAAUGGGUGAAUUGCCGAGAGCUAGCGAAGGCCUGGCGAGUUUGGCUCUGUCACGAGAAGGGCACUAAAAAAGGUCAAGAAAGAUGGGCAAAUUGUAAAGCCACGUGUAUUUGUCAUGGAAAGAUAACCAAUUAGAUACGUUGUUAAUCAUGACAAGGGUUUGCUUAAAUCAGAGAAUAAACAGAUAAGUGGUUUCAGGA
Messenger RNA from Tigriopus californicus, 1968 nucleotides. Its product is annotated as cysteine-rich venom protein LIO1-like. The record is from RefSeq and is a predicted model, not a curated record. Gene Ontology annotation, cellular component: extracellular region. The transcript is spliced from 5 exons. Bases 677 to 1903 code for a protein of 408 amino acids. NCBI's taxonomy places the organism in Eukaryota, Metazoa, Arthropoda, Copepoda, Harpacticoida, Harpacticidae.